Messenger RNA from Periophthalmus magnuspinnatus, 6034 nucleotides. It is a transcript of the gene shroom2a, whose product is annotated as shroom family member 2a. Gene Ontology annotation, molecular function: actin filament binding. Gene Ontology annotation, biological process: actin filament organization. Gene Ontology annotation, cellular component: apical plasma membrane; adherens junction; cortical actin cytoskeleton. Lineage: Eukaryota; Metazoa; Chordata; Actinopteri; Gobiiformes; Gobiidae. The record is from RefSeq and is a predicted model, not a curated record.
UAAAUGGACUGAUCCCUGUUGUCCAAGAAUGGAGCUAGGUUAGCUUAGCCAAUUUAAACUCUCCUGAGGGUUGUGGUGUGUCGUUGUCGGGUUGAAUCAUAAGGCAUUUAUCAGUUGAACUGUGGGGAUCAUAUUAUUUGUGGGAUUCAGGAGUAGCGGCUGUACAAAGACUGUCACAGAAGUUGGGAACUUUUAAACGUUUGUUUCUUUGACAGCUGAAUCGGUUAAAAAAGAUGAGGAGUGCGUAACCUAAACCUGGGAGGAAGAUAGCUGCGUGCCAGUCCGAUGAAAGGAUCGUGUUCGCCGGUUUCUUCUUCAGUUCAUUUCCCAGUGCCAUGGAUGCUGCGGGAUACAGAAGUGAAGGACAUUUCGGUGAGGCAGAGACAGUGUGGCAUGUGAUGCACAGGUCAGAGGAUGUAGAACUGCGAGGCAGAGAUGGAGAAGGCUGCAGGCUUGUGGAGGCUUUCCUAACUGGAGGAGCGCCGUGGGGAUUUACACUAAGAGGAGGACUGGAGCACAGAGAACCUCUGAUCAUAACCAAGGUGGAGGAGGGCAGUAAGGCUGCAGCCGUGGGUCUCCAGGUGGCAGACGAACUCAUCAACAUCAAUGAGAUUCCCCUGAGUGGAUACAGACAGGAGGCGAUCUGCCUAGUCAAAGGCUCCCACAAGACGCUCAGCCUGGUGGUGAAGAGACGGAAUGAACCCAUGAGCAGGCCUCACUCCUGGCACUCCACCAAGUUCAAUGAACACCAAUCAGAGCCAGCCAAAACGCAGUCCCCACCCACUCAAGUCUGGCACACCAGAUAUGACGCAAGCUCUUCAUCAGCUGACCUCACCUCUAGUUGGGACCAGACAAACCUGCGCCGGGUUUCAGAUCAGUUUAGCUCCCUCGGCAGCGUGGACAGUCUAGAGCAUGUCCCACAACCUUACCCAGCUGGCCUGCUCACCCCUGUCAAAUCUAACAACAGCAUGGAGCACCUGGGGGGAGGAGGAGGGGGGAAGAGGGAUUCUGCCUACAGCUCCUUCUCUACCAGCUCAGGCACACCGGACUACACUCUCUCCAAAAGCAACGCUGCGUCUACGGAAAACGUCCUGUACAAAGUCGGCCAAUGGGACACAGCAGGCAAACAUAUCAGUAAUAGAAAUGUCCAAAGUGAAGGGGUGAGACAGGAGGACAGGGUAACGUAUUUCCAAAUGCCAGGAUGUGAUGGUCAACACAGUGAAGACCAAGCUGGUUCCAGGAUAUCCACCUCAAGUCGGUCAAGCUUUGGCCCCAUUUGGCACGUCCCAGAAAAGAACAGAAAGUCCUCAUCGCCAUCUCCACCUCCACCCGCUCCACCCACACGCAGUGACAGUUUUGCCGCCACAAAGCAACAUGAAAGGGGACAUAGUAUGGGACAUUUUGAAGGGCCACAAGAGCCUCAUAGUAAGAUGGCAACAGACCAUAGACGGAGCUACAAUCUGUCUCCAAAAAAUGACUUUGAUAAUAUGAGUCAAAACGUUCACACCCAGUUUAACGCUAACAAGCAACACUCCAGUAAUGUCCAACAGGGACAUCAUGGUGACAAAAGCACUUUCUACCCUCAGCCAUGGACAUCCUCUGCUGUUAAACCUUUCAGUAGCGCACAGGAAAUUCAAAGUAACGGUUCCACACAUAAUCAAAGUCAUAGAAGAAACUUAAGCACGUCUUCAUCAACCACAGCAUCAGAGCAAAGCAGCGAAAGCCGUUACUAUUGUGUUACACCAACCCAGCCUGUACAUCCCAAUGUCCAGCAGCCGUUUGUACCAGAGGAUAGGAGGAUUUCAACAUCCAGUGAGCGCAGCGUGUGUCUCAGCCCACAGAAUGUUACGAAAAUGAGGUAUAGCCUGCCCCCUCCACAACACGCCACUCAAGCAAAAGUCAUGGAAGAAAGAGGAAUCCCACCUCCAAAUGUAGAGACUUCCUACAUGAGCUUUCCCGCUAAUAAGAUGUCGGAACAGCGUAGGUCAAUGCCGGUUCAACCUACAGCUACACACCAAGACAUAAAGCAACAGGUCAAUAAUAAAAUUUGCCCAAAAGCUACUCCUAUACUCCACUCUUUGUCUAUAGAUGCUGGCGCAAACUUGGACGGGCCAGGUGAAAGUAAGAACAUGCAACGUAAUGAGCGAUUUGCCACAACGUUGAGGAAUGAAAUCCAGAUGAGGAGGGCUAAACUGCAGAAAAGUAAAAGCGCAGCAACUCUCCCGGCUAACGAAAUGGAGAUUGAAGAAAAUCGAGAUGUUUGGAAAUCAUCGGAAAAUGCAACGCCGACUUCUAAUGCUUACAAGGACAAUCUGAAGGAAAUACAAGCUCGGGUGCUCAAGGCGACAUCUUUUAGGAGAAGAGACCUCGACCAGUUUUGGUUAGAGCAUCCCAUUUCGGAGGUUUCUCCAAAUUAUACAUCUGUAGUGCGCAAAGAAAUGAGCCCCUCUUUGCCUCCUGUUUCGGAGUCUGUACGGAGCAAAUCAGGACCGGUCAAUGUUCAAGUCACUCGUAUCGGAGGACGCAAACGAUUUUCAUCAGAGAAAAAAGUCAGAUCCUUCUCCGAACCUGAUAAAAUUCAUCACGUUGGAACAAAGGAAGAUCAAAAUACAGACUCCUCACUAAACACAGAGAGUGGAUCAAAUUUUUAUGUUAAUACAGCUAAGAACCACACAGAUGUCAGGCCAAAGUCUUUUGCCGCGAGCAUAGAGUCCGCUCCACCUGCUCCACAUUGUCCGGAGGAGACCCAGGGAGGCUCAGCAAACACUCAGCCCGUCCCCGAGCAUCAGAGGCUGGGUACAUUUGCAGAGUACGAGGAGAGGUGGAGCAUUCAGAAGAAACCUGCUGUAGAGAAGAGGGCAUCUGGGCGGUACCAUUCGGCUGAUAAUAUUCUAGAUCACGGGACGGAGGAGAGAAGCAGCACCUGCUACCACGAGAGAUCCAGGUCCUCCCCCUCAGCAGACGUCUUUGUACAGAAGUUUCCUGUUCCUACGCGAAAGUCUGAGAGCGAAUAUUCCCAGAUGGAGGACUGUAAACCUGCUCAACAGCUCAGUGCAGCCACAGGGUUGGCUGACAGGCUAAGGGAGCAGGAGUCCUCCACAGUCCCUCCUACAAGUCCCGGGACAGUGUCUAGUAGAGGUAGUCCCAUUGUAGGCAGCCAUAAACCCACUGCCUUCUCCCACAACCUCCAAGACCCCAUGAAAGAGGACGUGCGAUUUGAACCGAGGAGCAACCCGCCUAGCGCAUGCCAAGAUGUGACUUCUUCUAAUUCUAGUGAUAUCUCUAGUCAUCCUAACCCCACCCCUCUGCCCACCCCCAUCCCAAAAACGGGGCUGGAGCAGGCCAAGGGACUCAUGUACAAAGGACAAGGGGCAGAACAGCAGCCGGUCACAGCAUCGUCCCACACGGAGAUAGGGAAAAACAAUAUGGAGACGCAAAGACCUCCCUCUCCUCAGUUCUUCCCUCAGAAACUCAGUGACAAGCCCCCAGUUUCUCUGCAUGAAGACUCCAACUCCAGCAGAUUUGAGCAUGUGGUGGAAGCCCAAAAUCCAGCAGUGAAGAAAGUUCCCAUUCGGAUCGUCCACACGGAGGGAGCCACAGAGAAGGAGAACUGUCCGUUUCUGAGGCACCCUGAUCCCACCCCAGUAGAGAGUCAUACUGUGGCCUGUCUCAGCAGUCUAAACGCUAGGGGGCAGGACUCUGUAUUCUGUGCUUUCACUCGACAGAAAGAGCCAGACAACGUGACUCAAAACCAGCCACAAAAAGACACUUAUAUUAGCACUAUAAAAGACCGCAAUAUGAACUCAGAGGAGAAGGCGAAUAACAAUAACAAACCGGCUGACAGUACCACAGAAGACCAAAAGAGGGCGGAGUUGGCGCGGGACAUCAUGGGCAAAGACAAGUCCCUGGCCGAGAUCCUAGACCAGAGCCGAAUGAAGACCACCAUGGACAUGAUGGAGGGAAUCUUUCCUGGAGGAGAGCAGCUCAUCGAGGGGGCACACCAGAGGCGCAAAGGUCCAGUGAAACAGGUCGCACCCAGGCCACAGGACAGCAGGGAGAAAGAGGACAACAUGGUGGCUGUUACCAUGGUGACCAGUGCCACUUACUAUAGCACAUCUGCUCCUAAAGCUGAGCUGCUCAUCAAAAUGAAGGACAUGCCAGAGGAAGAGGAGGAUUCUGAGGAGGAGCUGGACCUCGAUCUGGCCAAUAAAAAGCAAGAACUGAUUGACAGCCUUACUAAAAAACUACAGGUGCUGCGUGAGGCACGGGAGAGUCUUCAGGAGGAUAUUUUGGACAAUAACACUCUGGGGGAGGAGGUGGAGGUGCAGGUGCAGCAGGUCUGUAAGCCCAACGAGCUCGAUAAGUUCAGGAUGUUUGUGGGAGACUUGGACAAAGUGGUGUCACUGCUGCUUUCUCUGUCUGGACGGCUGGCCCGAGUGGAGAAUGCCCUUAACAGUCUGGAGGAAGAUGCUACACCGGAGGAGAGGCGCACUUUGACUGAGAAGAGGAAGUUGCUGAUUCGGCAGCACGAGGACGCCAAGGAACUGAAGGAGAACCUGGACCGGAGGGAGCGAGUCGUUUAUGACAUUUUGGCUAACUACCUUCGGGAGGACACUCUCACGGACUACGAGCACUUUGUCAAAAUGAAGUCAGCGCUGAUCAUUGAACAGCGCAAACUCGAAGACAAGAUCAAACUGGGAGAGGAACAGCUCAAGUGUCUCCUGGACAGCCUGCCCAUUGAACAGAGACUUUCCUUAUGAACAAAAUUGACUAGUUUGUGUUUAAAAAAGGACUAAUUUUUACUUGAUUUGAGUUGCAAUAUAACCUCUUGUCCACUAGAGGUAAAAGUGACUGUUGUCUUUAAGUUUUGCAUUCAAGUGGACAGAAUUAUGUUGACAAGAGACCAACUUUAAUUUUAUAUUAUUUGAAUGAUUUGCUGUAUGUCCUUGUCUCCACUAGGGGGAGACUGGAGAGUUUGAUGGUCUCAUCUAAUACCUGUUUUAAAAAGAUCCAACUUUUUUCUAUUUUCAUUCCUGUUCAUUUUCUCAUCUGAAGUUAAAAAGAGAAACUCAAGAAAUUAGUUGAUUUGUUAUAUGCAAUGCAGACUCAUGUCCAGUACAGAGAAUAGUACAAUGUCACUUGCAAUUUCAUGAUUUGCCAUUUCUGCAUCAAGUGGGUAGCACAUUCACCUUUGAUUUGGUUGAGUUGCACUUGCAGUAGAUCUUUGGGUCCAGAAGAGGGAGCCAUGUAUUGGCAAACCGCAUUGAACGGUUCACCUUUACUACUUUACUUACUUUAUCACAUUAUGAUAAAGUUGAUCUGUUACUUCACAACUGACUGCCAUAAAACCACUAGGAACCACCUCUUAUUAUGAAACAUAUUUUACUGAACAUCAAUGAACCACUGCAAUUUGUCUUUUACCUAACCACACUUUUUGCUUUGUUUUUAUUAUUUUAUUUUUUUAUUUUUCCUAGUAAUUUAUUGUAGACUUUUGAAUCUGCACCAGAGGGGACAGUAUUUGGCUGAUUUUGUCAUUUCAGUUUUUAGUAUUUAUCAAGAUUUAAGUCACAUUGUUACAAAACUCCAUAAAAUCUGACUAUGUUUCAGUCAAUGCAAUUAACAUUUGUAUCUAAAAAAGACUAGUGGCCUUUUUUACUAAAAUGAUUGUACCGUAAAAGAAAAGUUUCAAUAUUUUUUUGCAAUAAUAAACUUUGGAGACAGGAUGAAUGUGCCGAUUACAUGUUGUUUUUAAGAGCACUUGUUCCACUCAGCACUUCACAGUUGAACAAAAGUGAAGUCUCGAGUUUAGAGGGGAGGGAGGGGUCACCAUGUAAUGUUUGGAUUCACUGCUGCAUGUAGUGUUUUAAGUUUGCAUCACGGACAGAACAUCAUGAAAAUCAGCUGAGAAUUCAACCUGUGUAUUUUAUGUUUUCCACAGUGAAGAGUGAAUGCAUAGAUUUGUUUGAUAAUAUACUAACUACAAUAAAUCACAUCCUCCAACAUGACUUCAGCUCCUCAGUCAUUUACUUCAUAA